Messenger RNA from Mauremys mutica (yellowpond turtle), 1545 nucleotides. Its product is annotated as adenosine receptor A1-like. The coding region runs from base 192 to 1280 and encodes 362 amino acids. Gene Ontology annotation, biological process: adenylate cyclase-activating G protein-coupled receptor signaling pathway; G protein-coupled adenosine receptor signaling pathway; vasodilation. The record is from RefSeq and is a predicted model, not a curated record. Gene Ontology annotation, cellular component: membrane. The transcript is spliced from 2 exons. Lineage: Eukaryota; Metazoa; Chordata; Testudines; Geoemydidae. Gene Ontology annotation, molecular function: G protein-coupled adenosine receptor activity.
CCGCUGGAUGACCCAGGCCAUAGGCCGGCGCUAGAUUCAUUCCCGGUUAAGCCAGAGCAGAUCUUAUUGAAAAACAGCCCGUCUUGAUUGAGAAAACUGCCAGGGAUAGAGAAUUCGCCCCAGCCCUCGUGGUGCCGACGGAGCGUGGAGAUGCGGGAGCGCUGACGGGCCAGCGAGGCGCCUGGAUUAACAUGGCCAGCAUCCCACCUGCCACAAACGCCUUCCCCAACUCGUCCUUCUUGCCCACCCCCACCCCAAGCUGCCCGGGGUCAUCGAACGGGAGCUCGCCCAGCCUGGACGUGCCCUACUUCCUGACGGAGACCACCACGGCGGUGCUGUCCGUCGCAGGCAACCUCUUCAUCUGCACCGUCAUCCUACGCGACAGGAAGCUGCGCGCUGUGGUGACCAACCACUUCCUGGUCUCGCUGGCCGCGGCCGACGUCCUGGUGGGGGCCGUGGCCAUCCCCUGCGCCCAGAUGGCAGACGCGGGGCUGCCGCGGGGCCAGCCGACUCUGUGCUUGCUGAUGCUCUGCACCCUGCUGAUCUUCACGCAGGCCUCAGUCUUCGGCCUGUUGGCCAUCGCGGUGGAGCGGUACAUCUCCAUCCUCAAGCCCUUCCAGUAUCCGUCCCUCAUGAGCCCCCAGAACUCGCUGCUGGUCAUCCUGAGCAGCUGGGUGCUGGCCACCUUCAUGGGGUCGCUCCCCCUCAUGGGCUGGCAUAAACCCUUCCCGCCCGACGGUCAGUGCAACUUCAACGCCUUCAUCGAGGACACCUACGAGGUCUAUUUCAACUUCGUGGCCUGCAUGCUGGUGCCGCUGGCCGCCAUGCUGGUCCUCUAUAGCCGCAUCUUCCUGGAGGCCAAGCGGCAGAUCCGCAAGGUGGCUGAGCGGGAGGUGGACAUGACCCGGCAGGCCCGGCGCCGCCGCGUCCUGCACAAGGAGCUGAGACUGGCCACCUCGCUCUUCAUCGUCCUCUUCUGCUUUGCCCUCUGCUGGCUGCCCCUCCACAUCAUCAACACCCUCCGGCUCGUCUGCCCCGGCUGCCCCGUCCCCAACCCACUGGUGCUGGCGACCAUCGUCCUGUCCCACGCCAACUCCGCCAUCAACCCCGUGGUGUACGUCUUCCGCAUGCGCUCCUUCCGCCAGGCCUUCACGGCCGCCUUCUCCUGCGCCUGGCACCCCCUGCCCACCUCCUCCCCGGGCAAGUUCUGCACCUCCGGACUCACGCCGUCCAAUCAGCUAGAGCUGGCCAGCCGCAACAGCCCUCUGCCAGGGAAGUGACGUGGGUUAGUGGCCCACGGGAUUGGCCCCCCCGGGACUCCCGGAGCCUCCUUUGUACCUAGAGGGUCACCGCUGAGCUGGUGAAGUCUAGUAAGACUGUCACCGCUCCCUAGCGGGAGUAUGACACCCCCCCUUGCGGCCCCCCGGGCUAGGGACAGGGCAGAUGGAAGAAGAACCCAGGAGUCCUGGCUCCCAGCCCCCUCACUUUAACCCACCAGGCCAGCGGUUCUCAAACUGUGGGUUGCGACCCUCUUUGAAUGGGGGU